Messenger RNA from Hevea brasiliensis (rubber tree), 1303 nucleotides. RefSeq lists its product as uncharacterized. NCBI's taxonomy places the organism in Eukaryota, Viridiplantae, Streptophyta, Magnoliopsida, Malpighiales, Euphorbiaceae. Bases 384 to 995 code for a protein of 203 amino acids. The transcript has 2 exons. Gene Ontology annotation, molecular function: nucleic acid binding; zinc ion binding. The record is from RefSeq and is a predicted model, not a curated record.
UCUCAGAUCCUAUUUCGGUAUUUGCUUGAUUUGUGAUUUUGGGUUAUUUUGCUGUUGUAAGCACUUUGGAUUAGCUUUUCUGUUAGUUUUCUUUGUCUCAACAAAUGGCAGACAAUAAGAAUGUUAUUUCUGAUGUGAUUCCGGUGAUGACUAAGAUCACGGAACACAAACUUAAUGGUUCGAAUUACCUGGAGUGGAGUAAGACUGUUAGAGUCUAUUUGCGUAGCAUUGAUAAGGAUGAUCACCUUACUAAAGAUCCACCUACUGAUGAUACACGAUAAAAUUGGCUAAGGAAGGAUGCUCGGUUGUUUUUGCAGCUUCGGAACUCGAUUCACAGUGAGGUAAUUAGUUUAAUUAAUCACUGUGAAUUUGUUAAGGAAUUGAUGGAUUACUUAGAUUUUCUGUGUUCUGGUAAAGGGAAUAUCUCCCGUAUUUAUGAUGUUUGUAAGGCAUUAUACCGUGCUGAGAAAGAGGAUAAGUCUUUCACGGCUUAUUUUAUGGAUUCUAAACGGGUAUAUGAGGAAGUUAAUGUAUUGUUGCCUUUUAGUCCUGAUGUGAAAGUUCAGCAGGCCCAACGGGAGCAACUGGCUGUUAUGAGUUUUCUUGCAGGCCUUCCUUCAGAGUAUGAGACUGCUAAAUCUCAGAUUCUCUCCAGUUCUGAGAUUUUCUCUUUGCAUGAAACGUUCACACGGGUCCUUCGUACAGAGAGUACCCAAUCUUCACAGCCUGCCAGUAGUGCUCUUAUUAGUCAUAAUCCAAAUGGACAACAGGGUAAUAGAAGAGGAAGUAGAGGAGGAAUUACAGUCAACAGAAGUAAUCAAUGUAAUGGAGAGGCUAGUUCUAAUCAGGACUCAAGAGGAGUCAUUUGUUAUUAUUGCCAUGAGCCUGGCCAUGCAAAAUAUAAUUGUCCGCAACUUCAGAGAGGAUUUUGCACAGUUUUCCCAGUAUCAGGCAUCUCUAAAGCCUAUCAGUUCCCCUGUCAUUGCGAUCGCUGAGUCAGGUAAAUCCAUUACAUGCCUUGUGUCUUCCUCAUCCAAAUGGGUUAUUGAUUCUGGUGCGACAGAUCACAUGACAGGUAAUUUUAGUCUUCUAUCUGCUUUUCAGUCUAAUAUCACUUCUUCUACUGUUACUUUAGCUGAUGGUUCUACUUCUUGUGUCAUGGGUUCUGGAACUGCGAACCCGACCUCGUCAAUUUCUUUGUCAUCUAUUUUGUGUCUAUCAAAAUUCUUUUUUAAUUUACUUUCUAUUAGUAAACGUACUCGUACCUUAAAUUGUUCUAUUUCCUUUUUUCCUGAUCAGUGUU